Molecule: messenger RNA, 213 nt
Organism: Clonostachys solani
Lineage: Eukaryota; Fungi; Ascomycota; Sordariomycetes; Hypocreales; Bionectriaceae
Source: the annotation of a GenBank genome assembly
AUGGACCUGCAAGCCAAGCGCCAGUUUCCAUGGCUACAGCUCGCUCGAGCCCUUGCAUCAGCUGCUGUGAUUUGGCAGGCCGCCGUGAUUACAAUGGAGCCGGCAUGGGGACACGGCAUCUGCAUUGACCACCGGGACCUUCUCGCCAAUUACCAGCCUCGCGACAUCGAGAUUCCCCCCUGGUUCUUGGCCUCUACCCAUGCCGAGUCGUGA